Pleuronectes platessa (European plaice) is the source of this 2106-nucleotide messenger RNA. Its product is annotated as NACHT, LRR and PYD domains-containing protein 12. Gene Ontology annotation, molecular function: protein binding. Lineage: Eukaryota; Metazoa; Chordata; Actinopteri; Pleuronectiformes; Pleuronectidae. The record is from RefSeq and is a predicted model, not a curated record. The transcript has 7 exons. The coding region runs from base 200 to 1348 and encodes 382 amino acids.
CUCGCACGCACACAGUCAUGUGAUUUCCAGUAAAUGCAAAGAGGAGCCAGGAAAGUGAAGUAAACUGGUCCCGAGCAGAUAGGACGAAGGUGAAGUCAGAGUUCGAACAGAACAGAACAGAAAAGAACUCAACGACUUCUUGGGAACAUAUAGGAACACAAGGAGUACCUCCUCCCUGGAUUUCCUCCUGAAGAGAACCAUGGAGAAAUCCCUCACCAGUACUAAUGGUCAUCUGGACCUGUUUGUUCGCUUCCUUCAUGGCCUCAGUCUGGAGUCCAACCAGAGAGUCUUAGGAGGCCUGCUGGGUCGGACAGAGAACAAUCCAAAGAUCAUCCAGAGAGUCAUCAACAAGCUGAAGGAGAUGAAGAGUGAUGACAUUUCUCCUGACAGAAGCAUCAACAUCUUCCACUGUCUGACUGAGAUGAACGACCACUCAGUUCAUCAGCAGAUGCAACAUUUCCUUAUUUCAAAGAACAAAUCAGAGGAGAAACUCUCUGUGAUCCACUGCUCAGCUCUGGCCUACAUGCUGCAGAUGUCAGAGGAGGUUCUGGAUGAGUUGGACCUGGAUAAGUUCAACACUUCAGACCAGGGUCGACGGAGACUGAUCCCAGCUGUGAGGAACUGCAGGAAGGCUCGACUAAGUGGUUGUGGACUCUCAGAGACUCACUGUGAAGUUGUGGCCUCAGCUCUGAAGUCAGACCCCUCACAUCUGAGAGAACUGGAUCUUAGUGAAAACGAGCUGCAGGAUUCAGGAGUGAAGCUGCUGUGUUCUGGACUGGAGAGUCCAAACUGUCGACUGGAGACUCUGAGGUUGAAGGACUGCAGACUGUCAGAUAUCAGCUGUUCUUCUCUGGCUUCAGCUCUGAGGUCAAACCCCUCUAAUCUGAGAGAACUAGAUCUGAGUCUAAACAACCUGCAGGACUCAGGAGUGAAGGAGCUGUGUGGUUUUCUACAGAGUCCAACCUGUCGACUGGAGACUCUGAGGUUGAAUCUCUGUAGUCUGUCAGAGAUCAGCUGUUCUUCUCUGGCUUCAGCUCUGAAGUCAAACCCCUCUCAUCUGAGAGAACUGGAUCUGAGUGACAAUGACCAGCAGGACUCAGCAUUGAAGGAGCUGUGUGGUUCUCUACAGAGUCCAACCUGUCGACUGGAGACUCUAAGGUUGCUUCGCUGCAAUCUGUCAUGGAUCAGUUGUUCUUCUCUGGCUUCAGCGCUGAGGUCAAACCCCUCUCAUCUGAGAGAACUGGAUCUGAGAGGAAACGACCUUCAGGACUCUGGAGUGAAGGAGCUGCUUUAUUUGGAGCAGAGUCCAGACUGUCGACUAGAGACUUUGAGGUGGUGGACAGUGUGAAGAGGUCAGUGUGUGUGGACGGAGGCUGAGCUGUGUCCUGAUGAUCCAGAGGCUGAAGCAGCAGCAGCUUGUGUGUAGUCUCCAAACUACACAACCCCUAAUCUGCAUGUGUUUGUGAGAUGAAGCUGGAGCACCUGGAGAAAACACGGGGAGAACAUGCAGACUCCACACAGGAAGACCCCAUCUGAGCCAGAUUCAAACCAGCAACCUUCUUGCUCCGAUUGUGUUUAUUCACAUGAAGAAUUACAUGUUUAUUGAAAUGACACAACACAAGCAGAAUAUAUAAACCCUCUAUAAAGAGUCACUUAUAGUGUAUUUAAGUUUGUCUUUAUUUUUUUGUACCUUUUUCCUUCAGUAUGUCUCCAUGUGUGUAUAACCACAUUCUGUGUAUAGGUUUGUUUAUUCACGUCACAAAUUGAUUUAGUUCAACACAAAGUUAAACACAUUGAAAUCACUUAGAGUUCAAAAUCAGAGUUUUUUUUUUGACACAAAAGAUCAAAACUUUAAAAAUGGGACGUUUUCAUUUCUGCAUCAGGUGCCGAGCGGUGGUUGCUUUUCUAAUUUUUAACCCACAGGUGGCGCUGUAGUAUAACAGAAGCACAUCCCAGUCAAAGCCUUUAUAUUCAGUCUAUGAGUCAAACACAUGGUUAAUUUCCUCUCUGACAAACCAGAUGUAACGAGAAGAAAAACAUCUCAGAGAGAAAAGUUCUGUUUCUACUUGUCUUUGCUUUAAUGCUCAAUAAAAAUCCUUCCACCGA